GAUGACAAACCCGAACCGGAACGGUGCAGUACUCGUGACCCUUCAUCGCAAUCAUCGUGGUCUGCGAAACCGGUGGCUUCGGUAUCUCCACUGCCUGUUACUGAUAUUGCGGUCACGUCUUCUGAGGAACGAAGUGUUAACCCUGUGAGCGUGUCCCCAGCGCCCCAUUCACAUGCUCCGCCCGAGGGCUUUGAAUGGGCUGUCGCGCUGUACGACUUUGAGGCUCAACGGGGUGACGAGUUGGGAUUCGCCGCCGGUGAAAAGCUACUCGUCGAAUGUCGAUUUGACCAUGAUUGGCUUUACGGAUGCACCGUUAAAGAUUCUCGAUGUGGUCUUUUCCCUGCGGCAUUCGUACAGCUCGAAAAUGAUUCGGAGACUGAGUCUCUGAAAGAGACCGACAGCAUCAACUCGAAAGCGGCGGAGCUCAUUUCCCCACCGGCUGUUGAAGUUUCAUCCGGCAGCAUCAGUGUUACGGGAAGACCGGCUGUCGCAUUGUACACUUUUAUGGCCGAACAAGAAGGCGAUCUUGGUUUUGAGGAAGGUGAGACGGUGUACGUCCUUUCGCGCAUCAAUAAGGACUGGCUACAAGGGCGUAACAAACGUGGUAAAGAAGGUCAAUUCCCCGCCAGCUUUGUACAACCUGAAAGAGAAUCCAGUGCGACCACCAUGGAAAUCAGUGGUAUUGAUGGCCACAACAAGCAGUCAACACCUGCAAAGGACGCUGGCGUCUACGUAUGCUUAUAUGAUUUCGAGGCUCAACAGGAUGACGAUCUAACCAUUCAUUUCGGUGACAAGAUUCAGGUGACUAAGAUGGUAUCCGAAGAAUGGUGGCAAGGCCGUAUCCUUGGAAAUCAGCAAGAGGGAAUUUUUCCUGCGACCUUCGUAAAACCUCUAUAACCUAAACACCGCGUCUGGCAUUGCCAACUAGAUGGACGAUUUUAGCGUGAAUGUGCAGCAACGAAUUGAUUUCCGUAAUCCAACGGCAGUAUGAAGCACGCGAUCAAGGUAGACAGCGCCGGUACGAGUGCGUGACCCAUCCAUCCAAUAGCUUCCGGACGUUCCAAUUUUGUGCCUCUUGCACGGACUAUGCUCACCUACAUUCUUUUUAUAAUCAGCAGCGACUAGGUAGCGAUAUUUACUAGGUAACCGUGGACAAAUGCGUGAUGUGAUAGGACCCUUUAUCCUGCCUCUGUAUUUAUCAUCUUCUCCGUAGAAUAUUGCUUGUUGGAUUUGACUGGCUACAUGCAUAGACGGUCAGAACAUGUUGCCUAUUAUCGCGUGCUAGCGGGCAUUCCCACAACGUACGUGUGAUGACUGUCUUAGCAAAUAGGCGUCAUAUGUUGUUGUACUUAUAUAUGUAGCAGAUGCAAAUAAAGCCAAUGUCUCUGUACGUUCUGAGGUAAGCGAAUCUGGAAAUUAACGAAUGCUGGUUCGUGUGUGCUAGGCGUGAUUUCAAAAAUGUCAGCAUGGAAUGAACGACAGGGAAGAGCCAUGAGAUGAUCUAGUGUGAACGUAGUAAUACACAAACAAUGUAACGAGUAUUAUUAGCUCUGUUAGCGGUCAUGUAGUAUGGUAACUGUAGGGGUAGACUUUUAGCAGAAUUAAAGGCAUUUGGUGUUAUUGCCCGCAAAGCAUAGAAAAACUACACUGUUGUAAAACAUUGUCAUCCCCCAUACAAAGACGAAACGAGCAAAAUGUAUGUAUUCCCCUAUCGCACCCCUUAUUAACUAUUUAUGUUUUGAAGGGAAUAUUGAGAGAAAUGAAAAUAAUGUUUGCUUGUAUUUCGAUGGGGACUCUUUUGAAAAAUCCUUAUGCGUGUACUGAAUGUGCAUUAGAUUUGUAGAUAGAUAGAAUUACUUCUAUGGUCACAUAGUCUGCGUUUAGACCGAAUUCUGGUUUCGAUGUAGGUUUUCGUAGCACACAACUGGAUCUGAUCGUUGCUACCACACACACCCGUUCAUCAAUGAUGUAGACGCCCAUCUAGGUCUUAUCCGAUUCGAAUAAUGGGGCAGUAUUAGAUAACCGUUCAAUAUUGGAGAAAACGUACUGAAUCUUCGAAAGAACUUUCCUAAGCCCGUUUGUCUUUGAUACCUUGUGAAACUGAGCGUGUGUUCAGCAUGAGUCGAUGCGGGUGAGAACGCAGGGAAUUUUUGUUGUUGCGUGGUUGGUUAUGUGUUUAGCUAUACAUAAAGGUGUCGCUGCCUAGUGAUUACGUUUUGAAAAGCGGACAAAAUCGGAUUGAAGCUAUUGGCAAGACUACGUGAUAAGCAUCUAUAGAAACGAAGAACACAACGCUAUAAAAAUAAUGAAGUCGAUGUACCGUCAACGAUAGCAACAGCAGGAUGCCAUGUUGGCAUGGCUGUAAUAAUCUGCUAUAUCUAUAUAAUGGUUAUCCUUUGCAGCAGGGAGGAAAGUAAUCGCAAAGGAUAUCACGUUGCACUCCUGAGAAAAAGAUUUCUGCGCAGUGUGGUAGAAAAGUAGCUCGCCAGAGGGCAAAGCACAAGUGGAAGUAGUAAUGGGGCGGAUAAUGACAGGAGGGCUAUGCUAUAGUAAAGGUUAAUCAGAAAAGAAGAACGUGUAUGUAUCAUUUUGAACACUGCCGCCACCGAGCGAAAAAAAACGGAUUUUAUGGAAACAACGGCGACGGUGGUGACGAAAAGUAUAACGACGAGACUAAGUCAUAA
Varroa destructor (honeybee mite) is the source of this 2684-nucleotide messenger RNA. RefSeq names its product SH3 domain-containing protein 19-like. The record is from RefSeq and is a predicted model, not a curated record. NCBI's taxonomy places the organism in Eukaryota, Metazoa, Arthropoda, Arachnida, Mesostigmata, Varroidae. Gene Ontology annotation, molecular function: protein binding.